AAAGACGGCCGAAACGAGACGCAAACAGAAACAGAAAUAGCGGUUAACUGAGCCCCUACUGCGAAUCGUUGAAAUUCAAGACGGAUCGCUAUCGCAUUUCUUCAAUUAUGUCUGUUUCGCUUUUCAUUCCGCUGCAAUAAGCGAUCGCCGCACACAGAGGGCAGCACAGGAGAGAGAGGGAGCAGGGGCAGCAGGAGACGGAGCCAGAGAAAGAGGAAGAGAGAGAGAGAGAGAGAGAGUGCGUUCUCGAUUGACGACUCCACUCCCACUCCCACACACACACCCCCCGCCCCCGUCCCCAUAAUUACUAUGGAUUGCGGUGGUAUUGCGGCACAUCAGCAACAACAACUACAGCAACAACUGCACUUACUCCAGCAACAGCUACAGCAACAACAGCACCACCAGCAGCAGAUCCAACAACACAACCUCGAGGAAGCAGCCACAAUAACAAACAUCAACCUUAGGGGCAUCUUGGUGGGUGGCGCUGCUAGCGGCGAAGGAGUAGCAGGAGCAGGAGCAGGAGCAGCGGCUGCUGGUGCGCCGGCAACGUCGACGACGACGACGACGACCGCCGCUGGCUUCGUGGCUGGCGGGGAUUGCCCUGUGAUCGGCGCCGGUGCUGGCGCUGGCGUCAAGCUGCGCAGGCACAGCGAUCGUCCCCUGACGCCGGAGGCCAAGCAGCUCUCCCACACAUACCGCAUCUCCAUGGCUAACCUGGAGGACUCGCAGGAGUCGGAGCUGGACCAGAUCCUGGGCGAGCUGAGUCUGCUCGAGGCGCAGAUCAGCUAUGGUGAGGCCUCCCUGCUGCCCGGCUUGGCUGGUGCUCCAAUGGCCGGCGCUCAGGUGGCACCGCCACCUGGAGUGGCCACCCAGCUGCCCGGCAAUGUCCCAUCCAUGUCGGCUGCCUCGUCGCGCUCCCAUUCGCGCACAAACAGCAGCAUCUCAGCGGACGUGAGCAGCUGCUCAUCGUCCGGGAUCUCGGAGAAUGGACACGGUCUAGGAAUGGGACACGGGCUCGUGGGCGGACCAGUGCCGGCCGGCAUGAUAGUUCAUCCACCGCCACCGGUCGGCAUGACCAUGGGCAUAACGCUGGGCGUUGUCACGCCCCGGGAGCCGCGCACCGAGUCGCCCGACAAUGAUUCCGCCUUUAGCGACACCGUGUCGCUGCUGUCCAGCGAGUCGUCGGCCUCCUCGAACACAUCCCUGCAGCAACAACAACAACAGCAGCAGCAGUUGCACCAGCAGCAGCAAAAGCAGCAGCAGGCCGGCUCUGAGAAGCUCGUCCAUGGCGGGCACGGCCAUGGCCAGCAUGGUGGCCAGCAGAGUGGCGCCAACAGCAUCUCGAAGGCGGCCAAGAUCCAGCUGGCGCUGCACAAGCUCGAAAGCGCCUCCAUCCGGCGGCUGUUUGUCAAGGCCUUCACCUCCGACGGCGCCUCCAAGUCGCUGUUGGUGGACGAGCGCAUGGUCUGCGGUCAUGUGACACGCCUGCUGGCCGACAAGAAUCACGUCCUAAUGCAGUCCAACUGGGCGCUGGUGGAGCACCUGGGCGACCUCCAAAUGGAACGCCUGUUCGAGGAUCACGAGCUGCUGGUGGACAACCUGAUGACGUGGAACUCGGAUGCCGGCAAUCGCGUGCUCUUCCAGCAGCGGCCGGACAAGGUGGCGCUGUUCCUGCGCCCGGAGCUCUACCUACCCGGUCCCCAGAUGGCUCCUGGCUGCCAGCACGACGAGCAGACGCGGCAGAUGCUGCUCGACGAGUUCUUCGAUUCGCACAACCAGCUGCAGCUGGACGGACCGCUCUACAUGAAGGCGGACCCCAAGAAGGGCUGGAAACGGUAUCACUUCGUGCUGCGCUCCUCGGGCCUCUACUACUUCCCCAAGGAGAAGACCAAGAACACGCGCGACCUGGUCUGCCUGAAUCUGUUCCACGGCCACAACGUGUACACCGGGCUGGGCUGGCGCAAGAAGUGGAAGUCGCCGACUGACUACACGUUCGGCUUCAAGGCGGUGGCCGACUCCUCGCUGAGCAAGUCGUGUCGCUCCCUCAAGAUGCUCUGCGCCGAGGAUCUGCCGACGCUGGACCGCUGGCUGACGGCCAUCCGCGUGUGCAAGUACGGCAAACAGCUGUGGGACAGUCACAAGUCACUGCUCGAGGAUCUCUGCCUGAGCCGCGACGAUGCCGUUUCGCAGUCAAGCUUUGCCGUGUCCAUGCGCAGCGAGUCGAUCUCGAGCAUCUCGUCGGCGGUGCCGUCGCAGUGCGGCAGCGUAUCCUCGGCCAUCAGCAGCAUGUCCAACUCGACCAGCGGCCGCACAUCGCGCGCCUCCAGCAGCAGCUCCAGCGGAUGCCUCUCGGACGACAACAACGGCUUCGACUCGGAGUUCACCACGGGCACCAUCAAGCGCAAGCCCUCGAUGAAGCCCAAUCUCCCGCUAACCACAAUGACACGCCAGCUGAAGGAGGUGGGCGAGAUCACCAUCUGCGAGAGCGCCGGCGGCGACGCCAGUUCGCCCGAGCGGAGUGGCACACUAACGCGUCGCCACAGCCGACGCAAGUCGCAGGAGAGCAACGGCAGCGGCACACUGAAGCGGCGUCCCAUUCCCGUGCCCGUGAGCACGGUCGUCAAGCAGGUGGAGCCCAUGGGCAGUGCCUCUUCCACCUCGUCCAGCAGCAAUUCCACGCCCACGCCAACGCCCAGCAUCUGUGCCAAGCCCCCGCCGGGCGAUGCUGCCUCGCUAAUGUGCUCGUCCACGCUAUCCCUGGACUCGCUGCCGCCGCCGCCUCCGCCACCCGCUUUGGAUGGUUCGGAGGACCAGGAUGUGUACGGGUCGCAGCUAUCGCUGGCGUCCCUGCCACCACCGCCGCCGCCCGAGGAUGUGCUGGCCAUGACCUAUGCAGCACCGCCCAGUCCAGCUACUCCCACACCAAUGAACAGCAGCCCGAUGAUCAUGAUGCCGAACAGCAACGGAUCGCUGCCACCGGCGGUGCCGGCCAAGCCCAUCAAGCCGGCAGUGAAACAGACGGCUGGCGCACUCAAGGCAGCGCCGCCAUACAAAGCGCCGCCGGACUAUGUGGGUCCCGCCCAGCUGGCCGGACCGCCACUGCCGCCGCCGCCACCCGCCCAGAAGAAGGUCUCGUUCGCCGACUCGCCGGUGCUGCUGCGACGCAAGAUGUGCUCGCCGGAGCCGGUGCUGCCGCAGCGAUCGCCGAGCACCACGCUCAGUUGCCAUUCGAACUCCAGCGCGGGAUCGGCCUACCAGACCUACGCUCCCGGACCGAUGUUGCCGCCGCGCUCCGAUCUGGCGCGCCUGUCCAGCCAGAGCAACGGCAGCGGCAGCGAGGUGACCUCGCCCAAGCGGCUGCAGGAGUCCGCCUCGAAUCCGCCCCGCGACUUCCUCAAGGAUCUGCAGCGCGUGAUGCGCAAGAAGUGGCAGGUGGCGCAGAAGUGCAAGGCGGAGCCGGCCACAACGCCGCACGAGGUGCUGGGCUUCCGGGACUUUAGCAACGAGGAUCUGCUGGCCGCCCACAACCUCAACUCGGGCGCCAACUCCUCGCACUACUACCGCGAGACGGCCAACGUGAGCCACUGGGUGCAGGAGCACUACGAGUAUGCGCACAAUGCGCUCUACGAGAACGUGCACGCCCAGGCGAGGGCGGGCGGCGGAGGAGGUGGCGCAGAGGCUGGCACACCUCCGUUGCCACCGCCGCCUGGCAAUGCUGUGGCGGCCAAGAAGCGCCCACCGCCGCCGCCGCCAAAGCGGAGCGACAAGACGCACCUGACCAACCGGGUGUAGGGAUCAUCAAAAUGGGAAGAGUGAAUCCGCUCACACACUUGGGUCCUAAGUCUCGAAGGGAAGGAGUUUCAUGGCGGAGCGCACCAUAUUUACUUGUCUACAAGAAAGCAGAAGCAAGAAUCUUACAAAUUCCUAUUUAAGUCUAGGCGAACAACAGAGCGAGAUGGAAAACCACUAAUUAAAUCAUACAUGCGUAUGACUAUAUAUAUUUUCUAAGAAUAUGCUAUGGCCACGCCCACUUCUCUUACAAAAGUAUUACACAUAACAGAGAAUCAAACUGCAGAAUUUGCUUUUAGUUCGAGUUUAGAGUGAAACCGCGUCAAAAGUGUCAGGAACUUGGAAUAAUUAUUGAAAAUGUUUCACAUUUUUGCUGAAUACAAAUUGUUUUCUUUUUUUGUUUUAUCAAAUAAAAUGUUGUUUAUUAAUUCAUAUUUUGUAUCCUAAGAAUUUAAUUGGUUUUUUUAACCAACAUUUUUUUAUUAGCCCCACAAAAUAGCACUUAAAAGUUUUUGUUGACACUUUUGGCAUGGUUUCUACAUCUAAAUUUUAAUUCAUUUCGAAAAUCGAAAAAGCAAGAACACAAAGCAGGAGCAAAAUGCAAAAAAAAAGGAAUUCUGCAUUAGUAAAAAUAUUUAAGCUAAAUUUUAGUUUGUAAAAAGAAGGGAAAAUGCAUUUUAAAGCAAUAGUGCAUUAUUUAAAAAAUACUAAAUUAGCGUUAGAUAAGUGUACAAUGUUUUUAUAUAUACAUGCACUUUUUUAACUGUUCAGUUGCUCUUAGUAUUGAUUUUAUAUAUUUUUUUUGCGAUAAACUUUGUAAACGGUAGAGUGAACGUUUUGUAAGCGCAUGAAAUGCGCUGCGCUAGCAAAGGAAAUGCCUUAUAAAGCAUAUAAACCUAAAUAGGGGAAGCCCUGCAUAUACACCUAAUAUAUAUUGAUCCACACAUAUGUGCGUUGGUAUAUCCAAAUUAUUUAAUCUGUUUAAAGCGAUAUUAUUAUAUUUAUCCAAAAAUUGUAUUCCACUUUGAUUGUUCAGUUUAAAUAACCAAGUGCUUAGUUUUCAAAAGAUUUGUCAAGUUCCUCAAUAGUGUUAAAUUUAUCAUUCUCUUUGUACUUAUCGCCAACCACAGAUAAAUCAGACAGAUCAGCCAUAAAAUGCAAUUUGUAUGUGCAAAUCAAACUAUUUAAAUUGAGGGCAAUAAGAGAAAUGGAAUCAAUUCUGUACACAAAUCAAAUAUGUAAUUGUAAUUGUAAUAAUAUAUAAAUUAAUCUUUUGGUA
Molecule: messenger RNA, 5068 nt
Organism: Drosophila biarmipes
Lineage: Eukaryota; Metazoa; Arthropoda; Insecta; Diptera; Drosophilidae
Gene: pico
Product: abnormal cell migration protein 10
Exons: 4
Coding region: 310-3792 (1160 amino acids)
Biological process (GO): signal transduction
Source: RefSeq, a predicted model, not a curated record